AUGUCGAAAAAUGAGAGCAGCAACUCGAACACACCUGAUAGCAAACCUAAAGAGAAGCGAUAUUGUCCACGGAGUUGUGUUCGUUACGAUAAUACAAUUUUCUGUCCUACUUUAUGGGUGUGUAGGAUGUGCUUGAAAUGUUUAUUAAGCUUGGAUGCGUGUAAAAACCAUGUCAAAAUUUGCAACCCAAAGAAGCCUCCGCCGGGCACACCGCCUAUACCGAUUCCAUCACCCAAAAGUACUCCGGUUCCACGCAAAACAACUCCAGUUCCACCUACAGGAACUAAUCAAAAGAAUGAAGAUAAUGAAACUCAUUAUAUCUGUCAAAUUUGCGAUAGAGUAUUCUCGAGACGGGUUAGUCUUUUAAAACACAUAAAGGACCAUAAGAAGAUGAAUAAUGAAGAUUCAGACUCAGAUUAA
This is a messenger RNA of Diuraphis noxia (Russian wheat aphid), 420 nucleotides long. RefSeq lists its product as uncharacterized. The record is from RefSeq and is a predicted model, not a curated record. Lineage: Eukaryota; Metazoa; Arthropoda; Insecta; Hemiptera; Aphididae.